UCCUGCGCAUUUCGUAUCGUCUCUUGCUAACUGUUUUUCUGUUUUUAUUGGUAGUUGUUGGUGAUUGUUGUAGUCUAGUCGGCUGGUAGAAUAGACGUUGUAGUGUUCUAUUAUAAAUUAUUUAAAGAUGUGCCAAUUUAGUUAUAAUGAAUGAAAAGUGGCCAGAUAAUUGUGAGAAGUGUAGCAAUUGGUUGCCAGUGUGGUGCAGUGAAUGACCCCCUGACGAACAGGGUGCAGGUAGAGCUUUACAAAACGAGGUUUUAUACAUUGCUGUUAACUGCGUCAUCGUCAUUCCUAUGUUGCAUCCACCAACACAAAACAAUAAUAUCUUCAAUAGGAGCUGUGACCAAAGCCCAUCAAUGAAAAAAUAUUAAUUAGAAGAUAUUUUGAACAUCUGGCCCGUUGUUAUUACUUAUAUUAAAAUCGAAUGAUUAUUAUCGAAUGUAUAUAGAUAUAAUGUAAACAAAUGGUGAGUCAGUCAGUAGUCGCUCCUUGAAUGAAAUGGUAACAGAACGAAUGUCGAAUAGAUAACGGUUGAUAUCACACAUUUUAAUAUCUUCUACACAGUCGUUGUGAAUUAUUCGUUAGAAAUGGAUUUAGGAAAGUCGAGGAGAAGGAACAAGAACAUCAACAGGCCCGAAGAGAUGAGCAGCAACCCGGUUACAGUUAGAUUUGUGAAUGUGCUAGUGGUUUGUGCCGUGCUACUUUUCGCCAUCGAACUUAGCGAUGGAAGUUUCACUUCCAGAAUCAAUAAGAUCAGUGUUCAUCUCAACAAAGCACUUGAUGAGGCGCUUUUUCUUGGAAACGUUUCCUACACCGACCUGAAAGUUCAUUCGAAGUUUUAUAGUAAAACUGAGUUCAAACCCAGGGGAAUGGCUGAUCUGUACCACGUCACCCAGACCUUCAUUGGAUGGGUUGUUAACAAGGAUAUUUACCCUGAAGGUUUCAUAAGUGUUAAAAAUGGCGAAUUGGUGAUGGCUUCACCGGUUGAGCAAUGGCAAAACCUUCUGAUGCAUUAUGCCGGUGUCCUGAUUGUGGUGAUAAUCCUUUCGCUCUUGGCUGUUUUCAUGCCAUUAUGUGGCUUCUUUUUCUGCUGUUGUCGAUGCUGUGGAAAUUGUGGAGCGCGAUCAAAACCUUUCGACAAAAAGGGCGAUCUGUGUAAAAAAGUGGUCUACGCACUCCUCUUAAUAGUCGUUGGAACUUUAUUGAUUUUUGGGGUUGUCUGUGCUUUCGUGAGCAAUCAGUAUAUGCAAGAUGGGACCAACGAAUUGACUAGUAAUAUUAGAACUGGUGUCAACGAUACAGACACCUACAUUAAAGCUACAAAUAAUCAAAUCAACACUUUGCUUAAUAUUAACUACAGAGAAUUCAAAUCUGUCCUCUUUGAUACACUGGAUCGUUGUAGUGAUAUUGUAUUGGAACAAUUGAGCGAAUAUUCGAAUGCGACGGCGCUUACUGAGGUUGUGAAUAUAGUAAAUGGUUUGGACAAUAUCAAAGCAAAACUUACUUUUAUGAAAACGGUCACGAGAGAAUUGCAGGUCAACGCAUCUCAACUAAAUGAUGGUUUAAGGGCCGUUAAAAGGGACCUUUUGCAAACAUUGAUGAAUUGCACUCAAACGAUUCAUCAGUGUAAUCAAUUGUCUAACAACGUCAGCCGACUUAGCACCGAAAUCGACUUUAAUAGUUUGCCCGAUAUAUCAAGUCAAUUGGAAGAAUUGAAUAGGGUGCUCGAUGCCAACAUAACAUCAACGGUCAUUAAAGGACAACAAGCGUUCGAAAGCAUCAGAGUCGAAAUUAACAACACCAUAAGUUCCCAUUUGCCUCAAGUUAAAGCAUCCAUUGAAGACGCUGGUGCUGCAAUUUCAAGAGGUGCUUCAAACAUCACAAAAACUCUACAAGACAUUUCUAAUGAACUGCACGAAAAUACCGUUCAACCACUGAACCGUUUAGAAUGGUAUCUAAAGGAGUUCACACCCUUUAGAUACUACAUAGGUCUUGGUGCUAGUGCCAUUCUCCUGUUGGUCACUCUCUUCGUCGCUCUUGGUCUUAUCUGCGGCAUUUGCGGCAAGCGGCCGGAUGCCUACAGCGACGAUUGUUGUAACAAGGGUGCAGGCAGCAGAUUUUUGAUGACGUAAGUUGGGAAUAAUUUAGAAUAAGUGUUUCCGGUAUUAACGCUCAG
This is a messenger RNA of Agrilus planipennis (emerald ash borer), 2179 nucleotides long. Its product is annotated as prominin-like protein. Lineage: Eukaryota; Metazoa; Arthropoda; Insecta; Coleoptera; Buprestidae. The record is from RefSeq and is a predicted model, not a curated record. Gene Ontology annotation, cellular component: membrane. The transcript is spliced from 8 exons. The coding region runs from base 591 to 2135 and encodes 514 amino acids.